AUUUAUCCACACACACUCUUUCUAGUACGAAAUCAGGAAUAUCAAAGUUUGGAAUUCUUUAAAUCCAAAACUAAAGCAGAAAAUCAAGAAAAAAACCGAUCUUUGGAAAGAAAACACUCACAACUCAUCAACUAACUAACCGAACGAAUUUCUUUUCCAAAAAGAGAACCAAACUUACAAGGUUUUACACUACAUACGAAUAUUCAUUAAACUUUUCUUUUCUAAACAUCAGCAAUCAGUUAAAGAAAACGGAUUUCGGAUUUAUCUUUUAGGUUUUAAGAAGAAGGUGGUUAAGGAGAAGAUGAUUUUAAUUUCAGAAUUAAGUUUGUUGAGAUCGGAUUGGAAGUAUUUGGUUGGUUUGAAAACUUUGGAUCAGGUUUGUUCGGUUUCGAUUAUUUUGUAUGGGAUUAAUCAGAAUCAUCAUCAAGAAAAUGGGAAAAUGGAAAAUGGAAAAGAGGAAAAUCGAAGUCAUCAAGAAAAUCAAAGUAACCAAGAAACAGUAAAAGAUGAUGCAGUAAAAGAUGAAAAAGAAGAAAAAAAUGUCAGAGAAGAUGGAAAAGAAGAAACAGUAAAAGAAGAAACGGUAAACGAAGAAACAGUAAAAGAUGAAAAUUCAAAAAAAGAAUUAUCAAAAAAAGAAUCAUCAAAAUUAGAAACCCAAGAACAAAUCGAAUGGUUAGCAAUCCAAGAAGAAUGUCCACACUUAGGACAAUCUUUAAUCCAUGCAGAAAUCCAAAUUGAAGAUGAUAAUCUUAUUGCGAUUUGUCCUUGGCAUAGUUAUGAUUUUGAUUUAAGAACAGGUGAAUCUUCUACUGGUUUAAAAGCUUGUGUAAUUAAAACAUUUGUUAAAGAACUUGAUGGGAUUCAGUAUUUGUUUUUUGAUCGAAUCGAAUUUGAUUCAUUUAAUCAAAAUACAAAUCAAAAUACAAAUCAAAAGACAAAUCAAGAAAAAGAAAAAAAAGGAAAUGAAGAAGAAGAAGAAGAAGAAUGGAAAUUAUUUUCAAUCACACCUAUUUCCCAAAAAAUCAAAUCGACCAUAACAUCUGAACAAGAACUUCCAAGUUCAUUACUAAGCUGGGCCUCUUUAAUCCUCCAAACCCCAAACCCAAUCCAAAAGAUUCAAUACACACGACACUCGAUCGAUUUAUUUAAAUCUCAUCAAAUCCCUCUUACAAACCAAACUGAUUCGAAUUCGAAAACUUUGAAAUCUGAAUUACCUCCUUUACAACCGGUUAGAGAAACUUCAUUGGAUACAUUGAGGUUUGAUGAUUUUAAGUUUACUAAGAAGGGUAAAUCGGGAAAUGAAAAGAAUCGGAUUAAGUUAUUACAUUCGUUGGCUAAUAUUGAGUUAUGGGCUAUUGAUUUAACUUGGGAUUUGUUGUGUAGAUUUGGUAAUUAUGGUCUAGAUCAAUUGAACAAACAUCAUAAGUUACCUAGAGAAUUCUUUUUAGAUUUUUGUAAGGUUGCUGGAGAUGAAGCUAAACAUUUUACUAUUUUAAGAGAAGCAAUUCAAAGACUUGGUAGUGAUUGGGGUGAAUUACCUGUACAUAAUGGCUUAUGGCAAUCUGCUCGUGAUACUUCUCAUUCUUUGAUUUCUAGAAUUUGUAUUAUUCAUCUUGUACAUGAAGCUAGAGGUUUAGAUGUGAAUCCUACUCAAAUUAAAAGAGUUAAAGCAGCAGGUGAUUUUGAAACGGCUAAAGUAUUAGAGAUCAUACAUGCAGAUGAAAUCACGCAUGUAGCUGCAGGACAUAAAUGGUUAAAUUAUCUUUGUAAUCAAUCUGAUCCUAAAUUAGAUCCAGUUGAAGUUUUUAGAAGAGAAGUUAAAUUACAUUUUAUGGGAAAAUUAAAACCUCCGUUUAAUGUUGAAGAUCGAUUGAAGGCUGGUUUGGAUCCUUCGUUUUAUGAAAAUUUGGAUUAGUUUAAGUUGAUGAAUUGGAAUAGAAUGUGUUUAGGAAAGGAAAAAAAUGUAAAAUGAAGUAAUAAUCUAGAGGUACCAUUUAUUUGGGAAUGCGUGGAAAAAGAGAGGUUUGGAUUUACAGAAAAUUAAAACAAUGAACUCAUUGACAUAUCAAUUCUUUAAUCUUUCUGGAUCAUCAUAACUCUUAAGACUCGUGCUUAUCUGUGCUCCGGUAAUUCUCACAGUCUUCAAAGUAUCUGGAAUUACUUGUUUGGUGUUCAUGAAUCAAUGUGAUGUGAUUUUGAACAGAUGU
Molecule: messenger RNA, 2210 nt
Organism: Melampsora larici-populina 98AG31
Lineage: Eukaryota; Fungi; Basidiomycota; Pucciniomycetes; Pucciniales; Melampsoraceae
Exons: 11
Coding region: 302-1918 (538 amino acids)
Molecular function (GO): 2 iron, 2 sulfur cluster binding
Source: RefSeq, a predicted model, not a curated record